AAGAAAUUAUUCCAACAAAACAUUAUAAGAAAAUUGAAGAAAAUUCAUCAAGAUUGAAAGUUCUAACUAAUUAUCUUAUAAUUAUUGAGAAAUUUAAUAAUGAAAUUUUAAUUAAUCACAAGCAAAGAAGAAAAUUAGACAAAGAAAAUCCAGAACGUUUAAGGAUAGAAAAGAAAAACCGUGCCUUCUUGAAAAAGUAUUAUGAAGUAUAUGAA
Molecule: messenger RNA, 215 nt
Organism: Racocetra persica
Lineage: Eukaryota; Fungi; Glomeromycota; Glomeromycetes; Diversisporales; Gigasporaceae
Source: the annotation of a GenBank genome assembly